AGGGUGUUUGUAGCUGUGUAGGUACUGGGAAAGCUUUUCAGCGCCACAGGACACCUGCACAGUACAAAGGGCACACAGCAGAAACAACAGGAAGCCAACAGGAGCCUCAUUUCAGCUUUCACAUUGUGUUGCACUAGGCCAUGAGCAGCGGGAUUUGGCUUCUUCACCACUUCCGCGUUACAGCCGAUUUGCACCCUGGGAAUUGUAGUCUGAUUAAUCUACCUUAGCACGCAUUAUUUUGCGAUAAGAACUACAACUACCGACAAGCAUUUUCGGGGAGGAAGAGAAGGUGAAAUUGACGUAUCAGAAAGGGGCCGUUUCGUCUGUCAACUACUCCGGCAGAUAAUAGGGCGGAGCGGUUGUUGCAGGUACCGAGCCGUGCUGCUGCGCUUCCGCAUUGGAAGGGGUUUGGAGAAUGAGUUAGCCGGGACCGUGUCCAGCACUCAGUCAUGUCCCAGCCUCCCCCUUCACCCUCGCAGAUGCAGCCGCAAAGGAGGAGAGAUCGGCGCAUCUUGUCUGGGACGUGCCCAGACUCUAAGUGCCGGGCCCGGUUGUUUUUCCCUGCCCAGGGCUCGGCUAGCAUAGAGUGUACGGACUGCGGGCAAAGGCAUGAGCAGAGGCAGCUGCUGGAGGUCGAGGAAGUGACCGAACCGGACGUGGUGCUGCAUAAUCUGCUGCGGAACGCGCUACUCGGAGUGGCAGCUCCGCCCAGGAGGAGCACGGAUAUGGCUAAAGUCAUGGGCCUCUCCAACUAUCACUGCAAGCUACUGUCCCCCAUCCUGGCCCACUAUGGGAUGGACAAGCAAACAGGCAAGGCCAAGCUGCUGAGGGACAUGAACCAGGGGGACGUGUUUGACUGUUCUCUGCUAGGGGACCGGGCCUUCCUUAUUGAACCCGAGCAUGUGGAUACAGUGGGAUAUGGGAAGGACCGCUCAGGCAGUCUUAUCUACCUCCAUGAUACUCUAGAGGACAUUAAAAAGUCCAACGUUAACCAAGAGUGCAUCAUUCCUGUGCAUGUCGAUGGGGACGGUCACUGCCUCGUCCAUGCCGUGUCCAGGGCACUGGUUGGCAGGGAGCUCUUCUGGCAUGCCCUGAGAGAGAACCUGAAGAAGCACCUAAAGGAAAAUCUGGACCGGUACAAAGCCCUUUUCCAUGACUUCAUUGACGCAGCUGAAUGGGAAGAUAUUAUCAACGAGUGUGAUCCUCUGUUUGUGCCUCCAGAAGGCGUUCCACUUGGACUGCGAAACAUUCACAUUUUUGGGCUGGCCAAUGUUCUCCACCGUCCCAUUAUCCUUCUUGACUCCCUUAGUGGGAUGAGGAGUUCUGGAGACUAUUCGGCAACUUUUCUUCCUGGGUUGAUACCGGUGGACGUUUGUAAGGGUAAAGAUGGACAUUUAAAUAAGCCAAUUUGCAUUGCAUGGAGUAGUUCUGGCCGCAACCAUUAUAUCCCUUUGGUUGGUAUCAAGGGCGGCUCUUUACCAAUGUUGCCUUCAAGAUUGCUUCCUAAGGCAUGGGGUGUCCCCCAGGAUUUGAUUAGGAAAUAUAUAAAGUUAGAGGAGGAUGGCAGCUGUGUGAUCGGAGGUGACAGGAGUUUGCAGGACAAAUAUUUGCUGAGGUUGGUUGCUGCAAUGGAGGAAGUAUUCAUGAGCAAGCAUGGAAUCCAUCCCAGUUUAGUAUCAGAUGUUCAUCAUUAUUUUUAUCGAAGAACUGGGGUCAUUGGAGUUCAGCCUGAAGAAGUGAUUGCUGCCACCAAAAAGGCAGUAUUGGAAAAUCGCCUCCAUAAAUGUCUAAUUUGUGGGGCAUUGUCAGAACUUCUGGUUCCUUCAGAAUGGUUAGCCCCAGGAGGGAAAUUGUAUAACUUGGCAAAAACAACCCACGUCCAAUUAAAACCAGAUAAAAAUUAUAGUUUUCCUCUUAACAAUAUUGUUUGCUCUUAUGAUGCCGCAAAUGACGUUUUGGUGCCUGACUAUAAUUUAAGUAAUCUGACCAGUUGCAAUUGGUGCCGUGGUACCUCAGUACGGCGAGUGAGAAAUGAUUCCUCCAUUGUCUAUCUGGAUGGGGACAGAACUAAUACCAAAUCCCUUGGAGGCAAAUGUGGAUGUGGCUUCAAACACUACUGGGAUGGUAAGGAAUACGAUAAUUUGCCAGAAGCCUUUCCUAUUACACUCGAGUGGGGAGGAAGGGUUGUAAGGGAAACUGUGUACUGGUUUCAGUAUGAAAGUGAUGUGACUUUAAAUAGCAAUGUAUAUGAUGUUGCUAUGAAAUUAGUUACUAAGCACUUCCCUGGGGAAUUCGGCAGCGAAAUACUAGUACAAAAAGUUGUAAAUACAAUAUUGCACCAGACUGCCAAAAAGAAUCCCAAUGAUUAUACACCAGUAGCUAUAGAUGGUGCCCAUGUCCAAAGAAUGGAGGAUAUUAAACAAGAGGCAGAGUCGCAUUUGCCUACAAAAAUAAUCCUUACUGGUCAGAAAGCAAAGACUUUACAUAAAGAGGAGUUAAACAUGAGCAAAACCGAAAGGAAACUGCAGCAAAGCAUUACAGAACAAGCAGCCGUAAUGCAGAAAAGAAAAACAGAAAAAAUGAAGCAAGGACAGAUCGGAUCAACAAGGUCCUCAUCCCCUGGUUCUGUCGGAGAUAGCCCAUCGUCGGGCCCUUCAACACCGACAAAAACUCCCUACUCUCCAACAGCUUCUAAAGAAAAGAAAAUAAGAAUAACAACCAAUGAUGGGAGACAGGCAAUGCUCACCUUAAAAUCCACUACCACUUUCUCAGAACUGCAAGAAGGAAUUGCCAAAGAAUUGGCGAUUCCUCCAUAUUUACAAUGUAUCCGCUAUGGAUUUCCUCCAAAAGAGCUGGUUCUGCCAAAGCAGGGCCUGGAGAACGAGCCAGUCCCAUUACAGCAUGGUGACAGGGUGACGGUAGAAAUUCUGAAAGGUAAAGAAAAACCACAGCACAACUUGUCCCAUUCAGCCCAUGAAGUAACAGAGGAUAAUGCUGCAGUGUCUAGUAAUCCUGUUUCAAAGGAGCUUCAAGAGCAGAUUGACAAGGAGAUGUACUCGCUGUGUUUGCUGGCAACCCUCAUGGGGGAAGAUGUUUGGUCCUACGCUAAGGGGCUUCCCCAUUUGUUCCAGCAAGGAGGUGUCUUUUACAAUAUCAUGAAGAAAAACAUGGGAAUGGCAGAUGGGAAGCAUUGCACUUUUCCUCAUCUUCCUGGCAAAACCUUUGUCUACAAUGCUGCUGAAGACCGGCUAGAACUGUGUGUCGAUGCUGCAGGCCAUUUUCCAAUAGGUCCCGAGGUAGAAGAUUUGGUGAAAGAGGCUUUGAAUCAACUCCGUUCUGAAGCAGCUUCAAAAAGCAGAGAGUCUAGUCCAUCACAUAGAUUGAUAAAGCUGGGCAGCAGUGGGGUGAUAAAAAAGAAGUCUGAGCAACAGCACAACGUGACAGCCUUUCAAGGGAAAGGGCAUUCCCUAGGAACAGCUUCUAGUAGCCCCGAGCUUAAUCAGACACCAAGGGAUGUUACAAAGCAUGGUACAACUUCAGAUUUCAAUAGCACUUUAACAUAUUCAGAACCUUCCUCCUUUCAGUCUACUACCAGUGACAAUGAGAUGAUCAGAGUUGCUCCUGGUGUAGUAACCAUGAGAGAUAGCAGGCAACUUGACCCCAAUUUGAUUGAGGCCCAGCGGAAAAAGUUGCAAGAAAUGGUUUCUACUAUUCAGGCUUCAAUGGAUAAGCACUUGAGGGAUCAGAAAGAUGAGCAGUUGGUGGCAACUGAGGCAUCUCCAAAGAAGGGAGAAUGGAAGUCGGGAAGCAGCCAAGAGCAAGUGACUGGAAGUGUUCUAGUGAACACAGAAGCAACUAUGGCUUCUGAAGCAAGAAGUCUGAGUUCUGUGGAAACAACAUUGUCUGAGAGGCUUAAAAAUCAACCAGGGGUGCCUACAGGUGAUCCAGAAGAGAUGGACAGCCAGGAUACAGAAAUGACCAACGUGACUGAGCCCAUGGAUCAUUCAUGAUAAAAACAAAGGUUACGUGUAAUAGAAACAUACAUAAGUACAUAUCAAUAUGUAAAUCUAUGGCUGGCCCACUCCUUUACAACAUUCUUGUAUGGUUAAACUCCUCCUUGCUGCAUGAAAACAUAUUUGUUUGGAAAAAAGCUUCCAGAGUUAUACUAGCUUGAUAUGGACUUAAGGGAAUAUCUGUAGAUGUCUUAAGAAGCUUUAGGUUCAUGCAUUUAGCAACAAUUUGCCUCCUUGUGCUGAAGGAGAUAUCAAUAAGGUGCUUUAGUAGUGUUUGUUCAAUUAAGGGGCAAGUCAAUCCCAAGUAUUGGUUUAUUCAGUUAUCAACCAUAGAGUUGCUGUGCAGCUUUCCAUGGACAGCAGCCCUAUGCUUUUUAAAAUAUAUUCCAGUGCAACCUCAACACUUCCCUGUAUAUGCGCUGCACCUUGGUUCACCUUAAAAUAAAUUUUUAGUGUGAUUUA
Molecule: messenger RNA, 4475 nt
Organism: Xenopus laevis (African clawed frog)
Lineage: Eukaryota; Metazoa; Chordata; Amphibia; Anura; Pipidae
Gene: vcpip1.S
Product: valosin containing protein (p97)/p47 complex interacting protein 1 S homeolog
Exons: 3
Coding region: 450-4010 (1186 amino acids)
Biological process (GO): endoplasmic reticulum membrane fusion; protein K48-linked deubiquitination; Golgi reassembly
Cellular component (GO): endoplasmic reticulum; nucleus; cytoplasm
Molecular function (GO): cysteine-type deubiquitinase activity
Source: RefSeq, a predicted model, not a curated record